AAAAAAAAUAAAAAAAAGGGAAAAAAAAAAAACCCAAACAAAACCCUUACCCUUUCUCUCCUCUCAAAAUUCUCCCCCCUCAUUUGUACCGAUUCAAAAAUUGAAGCUCGUCGCAAACCCUAAUCGUAAACACUAACCCUAAAUUGAGCCCUAAUUGAAUGGAAGGGGGAGCGGGGGCCUACAAUCCGAGGACGGCGGAGGAGGUUUUUAGGGAUUUUAGGGGGAGACGAGCCGGAAUGAUCAAGGCUCUCACUACUGAUGUGGAGAGGUUCUAUCAGCUCUGUGAUCCCGGUUGUGGAUGGGUUUCACAAAGGGUGUUUCUUCUGCAUAUGUGGCUGUUUGGUGAAGAGAAAGAGAACCUAUGUUUGUAUGGACUUCCCAAUGAGACUUGGGAAGUCAACCUGCCAGCUGAGGAAGUUCCUCCCGAACUUCCUGAGCCUGCAUUGGGAAUAAAUUUUGCUAGGGAUGGCAUGGAUGAAAAAGACUGGAUUUCAUUAGUUGCAGUUCACAGUGAUGCGUGGUUAUUGGCUGUUGCCUUUUACUUUGGGGCACGUUUUGGCUUUGACAAAGAUGCUAGGAGACGCCUCUUUCAAAUGAUCAAUGGCCUCCCUACCAUAUUUGAAGUUGUGACUGGAUCUGUCAAGAAGCAAACAAAAGAGAAAACACCCAACAGUAGCAAGAGCAACAAGUCAAAUUCCAAGCCAUCACGUCAGUCGGAGAUAAAGACCUCAAAAAUGGCUCCUCCAAAAGAGGACGACGAUAGUGAAGGAGGAGAGGAAGAAGAGGAAGAUGAGGAUGAGCAUGGAAACACUCUAUGUGGUGCUUGCGGGGAUAAUUACGCGAAUGACGAAUUCUGGAUAUGUUGUGAUAUUUGCGAGAGAUGGUUCCACGGGAAAUGUGUGCGAAUUACUCCUGCUAGGGCUGAACACAUCAAGCAGUACAAAUGCCCAGCAUGCAGUAACAAGAGAGCAAGAGCUUGAACUUUUGCAAAGUUGACGGUGGUUUUAGAUAUCAAACGGUGAUUAGAUGGUCAUAGGUUAUUUCGGAUGCAAGAAGCUAAAUUGAUCUUCAAGCUUUCAGUCAAAAUUCAGGUUUUAGACAUUGUUCUGUUGUUGUGCAUGUGUUCUUGGUUAUUUGUUUCCUUUGUAGUACUAACAAUCCAACUGUAUUGGUAAUGUUGAUUUGAAGUCUGAAUAUUGUCAGCAUUUCUAAUAGAUUGCAUCGUGUUGUUGACUGUUA
Molecule: messenger RNA, 1239 nt
Organism: Asparagus officinalis (garden asparagus)
Lineage: Eukaryota; Viridiplantae; Streptophyta; Magnoliopsida; Asparagales; Asparagaceae
Product: PHD finger protein ALFIN-LIKE 8-like
Exons: 6
Coding region: 159-980 (273 amino acids)
Biological process (GO): regulation of DNA-templated transcription
Cellular component (GO): nucleus
Molecular function (GO): transcription coregulator activity; transcription cis-regulatory region binding; histone binding
Source: RefSeq, a predicted model, not a curated record